AUGGUGCAAAUAAUCAUACGUGGUAGUGCGGAUGGCAGCAGUCCUCCAGAAUGGCUGUUGAUCGAGUUGCAGGGAGAGAUGAUACCAAGACACAACUCUGGUCUGGCAGGAAAUGUGAUGGGAGACCUACUCUACACAAAAGAGGGGGUACCUGUCUUGAUUGUAGGACACCACAUAUUAUACGGGAAGCAGGUCAAAUUGGAGAAACCCUUCGCUGUCCUUGCUAAGCAUCCUACUCAAUCGCAGGACAUUGUGGAUAGCACCAUCAACCAUGAUUCUUCCCAGGCUGCCAUAACAACUAAGCAGCAGACCUCUACCUCCUAUUCAGUGUCUGCACUCAUCAAGAAAAAACUCAUCUUUAAGACACGACCUAAACCCAUCAUCACUAAUGUACCAAAGAAAGUAUAG
Nerophis lumbriciformis (worm pipefish) is the source of this 408-nucleotide messenger RNA. The record is from RefSeq and is a predicted model, not a curated record. NCBI's taxonomy places the organism in Eukaryota, Metazoa, Chordata, Actinopteri, Syngnathiformes, Syngnathidae.